Molecule: messenger RNA, 1606 nt
Organism: Pogona vitticeps (central bearded dragon)
Lineage: Eukaryota; Metazoa; Chordata; Lepidosauria; Squamata; Agamidae
Source: RefSeq, a predicted model, not a curated record
AAAAGGAGUUCCACAUUUAAGCGCCUUGCAGUUCCGGCGAAUGUGUAUGUGUCACCCACAAGGAGGAAACUGAUAAGGUGGGGGAGAGCGGGCAGGAGCGCCUAAACUGGGAGCAGGAAGAGGGUGCCUGCUAGGCGUCGGGAGACAACAAGUCCCAUCAGGGAGGCCACGGGAGGCUGGCUGUACUUCACGCUGGUGUUCAGAAAGAUCUUUUGACUCUGGGGACCUCCUGAAGGGCUCACCAUGGCUGGUCUGAAAACAGCCAGUGGGGAAUACAUUGACGACUCCUGGGAGCUCAAUGUCUUUGUGGAAGAUUUGGGACCCGAGGCGGAUCCAGUCACACUCCGGGUCUCUGGCAGUAUGCACAUCGGAGGCAUCAUGCUGCAGAUUGUGGACAAAUUAAAGCUGCAGAAAGAUUGGUCGGAUCAUGCCCUGUGGUGGGAGCAGAAGAAACUUUGGCUGCUGAAGACAAGCUGGAGCCUGGAUAAAUACGGGAUUUUGGCCGAUGCCAAACUCCACUACACUCCGCAGCACAAACCGGUUCUCCUUUCAUUGCCCAAUCGCCGCAGCGUUCGAGUCCGGGCUAAUUUUGCCCAACCGGUCUUCCGCACAGUGGCGGACAUUUGCAAAGUUCUUGGGAUCCGCCAUUUUGAAGAGUUGUCCUUGUUGAGAGCCCCUGAGGAGAAGGAGAAGCGGAAGCAGAAGGAGAAAGAGACGAAUACGAUAGAAAGCUAUGACUUGACGGCCGUGCGGCUGCCAGCAAGCGCAGAGCAGCAGCUGUUCCGCGGGAUGCCCGCUCACUUCUCGGACAGCGCCGAGACGGAGGCGUGCUUCCGGAUGCUGUCCAUCAGCCAGACGGGGAUCACACCCGAGCAGAUCAUGAGGAUGCAGCGGCCGGGAUCCGUGAUAGAGAAGGCGCAGAUCAACAGCAGGUGGCUGGAUUCAUCACGGACAUUGUUGCAACAGGGAGUGAAGGAAAAUGACCGUUUAUGGCUACGUUUCAAGUAUUACUCUUUCUUUGAUCUGGAGCCCAAGUAUGACACCGUGAGGAUCAACCAGCUGUAUGAGCAGGCCCGCUGGGCCGUGCUUUUGGAAGAGACGGAUUGCACCGAGGAAGAAAUGAUUGUGUUCGCAGCUCUGCAGUACCGCAUCAACCAGCUGUCUUUAAACACCAGCCCUGCAGAGCAGUCUGCCGAGUCCGGCCUCGACGACUUAGACAAGGCUCUCGCCAGCCUGGAGGUUAAGCUAGAAGGGACGUCAUUGCCUCCGAAUGUCCUGGAAAGCCUCACAGCCAUCCCAGAACUGAAGGAUUAUCUUCGAAUAUUCAGGCCUCGCAAGCUGACCUUGAAAGGUUACAAGCAAUACUGGGUGACCUUCAAGGAGACCACCGUCUCCUACUAUAAGACGGCUGAGGAUUCCCUCGGAGAGCCUGUGCAGCAGCUGAACCUCAAAGGCUGUGAGGUGGUCCCCGAUGUCAACAUCUCCGGCCAGAAGUUCUGCAUCAAGUUGUUGGUGCCAUCACCCGAGGGGAUGAGCGAAGUGUACUUGCGCUGCACGGAUGUGAGUCGGGCAUCAGGAUGGGGGUCAGCUUAGAAUCAUAGAGUGA